CGCCACAUUCGAGCGGCAGACGAUCGCCGAAGAGGUAUCCGAAAGCUCUACGACUCGCACUCCCAACCCCCACAGCAGAAGUAGAAGAUCUCUCGCAGCAGAUAGGGGAAUCUAAUGGCAAUGCAAACGUUGGAAGACAACGACAGUCAGCUCAUUUUGGUGCAGCAGAAUCUGCGAUCACUGCCCCUGGAGCUGGUCAAGCGGCAUGCGGAGCACGUGGAGCUGCUAGAUCUGAGCCACAACUGCCUGAAGGAUCUGUCCUGGCUGGCGGAGUUCGAGCAGCUGCGUCACUUGGUGCUGGACAACAAUCGGCUGCACGAGGCACAACUGCGGACACUGACCCAGUCCCUGCCGCAGCUGGAGGUGCUCAUGUUGAACAAGAAUGAGUUCAGUGACCUGCCCUCAACAAUGCGACUGAUCCGCCGACUGUUCCCCAACCUGCAGUACCUGAGCCUCCACGGUAAUCCCAUUUGCCCAGAUGGCCUUGAGCUUCAGCCCUUCUCCGGCUACCUGCGCUAUGACUACGCGUACUACAGCAAUUACAUUGCACAGUCGCUGAGCAAACUGAAAUUUCUGGAUCAUGGUCUGGUGCAACGCACCUAUCAGUACGAGAGUUUUCCCAUCAACAGCUGCGGCAAACAGCUGAUAAAAACAACAAGCUUUUGACAAGACAAGGAUUUAUUUUGAUGGAAUUUGCUAUAUGGAUUUUUGGUAUACUAAAAAGC
This is a messenger RNA of Drosophila guanche, 725 nucleotides long. Its product is annotated as leucine-rich melanocyte differentiation-associated protein. The record is from RefSeq and is a predicted model, not a curated record. The transcript is spliced from 4 exons. Gene Ontology annotation, molecular function: protein binding. Lineage: Eukaryota; Metazoa; Arthropoda; Insecta; Diptera; Drosophilidae. Bases 115 to 666 code for a protein of 183 amino acids. Gene Ontology annotation, biological process: melanocyte differentiation.